Chara braunii is the source of this 3456-nucleotide messenger RNA. The record is from the annotation of a GenBank genome assembly. Lineage: Eukaryota; Viridiplantae; Streptophyta; Charophyceae; Charales; Characeae.
CUUUACUACUAGGAAGGUAUGAGCGAGAUGAUUCGUAAGUAUUGCGAGUCGUGUGUUUCAUGCCAGAUCAGAGCCUCAACGAAGUAUAAGGAUCCUCUAUAUCCGAGGAUUGUGCGAGAUGCGGGGGCAGUGGUCCACUUGGACCUACUGGCCAUGCCACCGGGAGUGGGAGGCUAUAAUUACAUUUUCGACGCUCGCGAUAAUCUCACAGGUUUUGUGGAUGGGAGGGCAAUCCGCAAUAAGACAGGUGAGACUCUGGCUAUAUGCAUCAUGGAAUACUUUCUCAGAUAUCCCUUUAUCAUAGAGUUUGUGAUGGACAGAGGUUCCGAGUUCACCUGUGGAGAGGUAAAGGACUUGCUGCGGGGAUAUGGUAUGAAGGCAAGCUAUACGACGAUGGCUCAUCCACAGGCGAAUGCUCCGGUGGAGAGGGGACAUACCACCCUUACAAACUUAUUGGCAAAGUGGACGGAUGGUAAAGAAAACCAGUGGCCUAAGCAUCUGCGCGCAGCCUUCUUCGUGAAAAAUAUUACAAUCAAGAGGUCCACGAAGUAUGCCCCAGCAACUUUAUGGUAUGGAAGGCACGCUACGCUUCCUAUAGAGAGCUUUCUGACGACAUGGAGGCGGCAGGAUAUGAAAACCAACUUGACCUUCGAAGAAUUGCUAGAUCUGCGGGCAAGGCAGGUUGGCAUUGCGGAAGAAAGAAUUCAAGAAGUUGCGGAUGGAGUGAUGGACACCCAUAUGAUGGACAAGGAGAGGUGGGACCGCCUUCCACGAGUCAGAAAGGAGCCACUCGAAGUGGGAGACGUAGUGUUGUUGUAUGACUCGUCUCUGGAGAAACAAUGGUCGUGUAAAUUGGACAAGCGAUGGUUAGGUCCUUACCGUAUUCGACGGUGUGGGCAGCAUAGGGCGUAUGAGAUCGAAGAGCUAGAUGGCACRCCAUGGAGUGAUUGSGUUUCGGGUUCGAAGCUGAAAAAGAGGAUGCUGAGGUUGAGACCCCAGCCUUUGGAUCGACGGGGUAGGCCUAUGCGUUUCGACGGGGCUAACCUGGACGAGUUUCUUGAGAGUUUUGCCAUCUUAGCCAGUGAGCAGAGAUGGACUGAGGUGCAGGGUAUCCGACAGAUUCGGCAUUGGGUAAUUCCCGAGCUCAGACACAAGGUGAGUGCGUUGAUACCCUCCAUAUUGUCCUGGAGGGGGCUUGAGGCAACACUUAGAGGAGCGUUUCCAGCUAGUAGGAGGCGCAGUUUGUAUAGGGGAGAUCGGGUUUAUAUCCCAGAGCUCAGGAUAUGGGUUGGGGAGCGACAGCGGGAUCGGAGGCAGGGAGGAGAAGAGCAACAUGAUAUCCCGCGUGUGCAUCAUAUGGAGAGAGGAGCGGAUUAUGGUGAGACAGUUGUAGAGGCUGCUCAUGAGGAGAGAGCCAGUGUCGUUGAGAGGUCAGCUGAGGCUACGGCCGGAGGAGAGGAGGCUAUAUUACCUACGAGUGAGUGGCAUGACGGCUCACCAGAGCCGAGUGUGGAGGUAGUGCGAGAGCUCGAGGCAGAGAGAGCUGGUCAGGAGAAGACUCAGAGAGUCGAGGAGAUUGCUCAGCCAGAUGAGACGGCGAUGGCCCCAGACAUAGGAGUGGAUACGUUGGGAGGUUCGCUACCUCAGCAGGAGAGUGUGUCCCGAGCAUCGUCAGGAGAUAGGGGAGAUCGACCGCUGAGGUGGAGAGACACCCAUGGUGUGAUAGAUGGGCUGCUUGUGAUUGAGGUGCGGUCUACGGAUGAGCCGGCCACUACAUCAGUAGGGCAAGUGCAGCAGGGGGAGGUUGAGACAUUGCUAUCGCUAGGGGAGCUGUCUGCGUUGGAGGAGGCUCAGACGGGUGAGGAGGCGCAGAGAUCUGAGGAUUCCCUGACUACCCUACUAUAUACUGUUGAGUCCCCUAGCCUGUUGAUGCGGCAGGAAGAGUCCCAAUUGCCGGACAGAGAGAGAGAGACGCAGCGUAUAGAAGAUGAGGUGCUGAGGAUAGACCCGGGGGCCCACAUGGAUGAUCUCCACGCAGACGGCUUGGUGUCGUCACCGCUAGUCUUCGAUGAGACUCCUCGUCGAAAUGACGGGAGAGAGAGAGGCAGUAUGGGUGCUCAUGCCGAGAAAGAUAUGAGGUCUACUCAGGAUGAGCCGGAGACACAGAGAGGGGACCCCUCAACUGAGACACAGAGGGUAGAGGAGCGCGAGCAGGCUGGUGGAGACACAUGGUUAGCUGAGGAGAUGAGGAGGAUGCCGCCAUUACGUUUCCCUAGCUGGGAGGCUUUUGAGCAGGUACAGAGGGUGCUUACAGAGUAUGAGCUUCCCGCAAACGCAUCAGAUAGGGAUCGUUUGGAGCGCAGAGUCGUCCUCGAGACAGUGCGUGCAUCUCAGUUGGAGAGCCAGGUAUCGACCCUGGUCAGGCUGAGGAGAGAGACGGAGGAGCGUACGAUGCAGCUGUUCUAUGAGGAUGCUGCGACAGCCGGAUGGCAGAAAGAGGUUAGACUGCGACGACAGACGGGAGCAGAGCCCAUGCCGGCAGAGGAGCGAGAGAAGGCAGAGGCCGGACUCCAGGCGAGGUUGUUAUCCGACGCAUUUAUGAGAGAGUUCGCGGAGGUCAUGCAGCAUGUCAGGCGUUUGUCUCGAUCUGAGGUCGAGCGGGGUGAGACGCUGCAGGACGUAGUGCGGAGGAUGGACGCGUUGGAGAGAGAGAACAGGGGGUUGAGAGAUACAGUUCAGGGCCUCAGCCUGAGCAUGGAGAGUUUGAGGCGACUGACCCUGCGCGUCGAGCAGAGGGUUAUGAGUUUGGAGCAGGGGCAGAGGACUCACGUGCCGACAGGGCCGGUUGGUGAGAGAGCUUCAGGGCGAUCAUAUUCUACCAUAGAGCGGACGCGAGUUUUUUGGGAGACGGAGCCAUGGACCUUGGGUUUGGGAGUCACCAGACAGGACAGUUGGGGAGUUAGACCGACAUCAGAGGGAGAGACUAGCACUGUGGACAAGUUUAUGCUUGCCACAGGUGAGGUAGCACCCGUGGGACAGGGACAGGUGCGUACUAUGAGCCAGACUCCCCCUCUAGAGUUGGGAGUACGAGAGGGAGUUGUGGAGCCCCGAGAUGGUAUACUUCCAGACGGCGCGCAUGAUCCACACGUGAUACCGAUCGAGACCUUGCCCACCGCCGCAUCUCAGAGCCCUGACGUGAUGGAGGAGGUGGCUCGUGGACUUGCUGAGAGGUCUGCCGCACAUGAUGGGAGGAAAACCACUGAACGAUCGGCGAGGGUGUUGAGUCCUGAUGUGGUGGACAGAGCUAUACAGGAGGUGACUACCAGAUUGGAGAGCGCUCAGACCUAGGCCUCACCCGCGCCCAAGAGGGCAAAGGUUGGGGAAGAGAGCGCGCGUGACAGAUGUUCAUGGUGAGGCAGGGGAGGACAUCAUAGGGGAGACUGCCCUGCUUUUCAG